Molecule: messenger RNA, 1710 nt
Organism: Prunus mume (Japanese apricot)
Lineage: Eukaryota; Viridiplantae; Streptophyta; Magnoliopsida; Rosales; Rosaceae
Molecular function (GO): hydrolase activity, acting on carbon-nitrogen (but not peptide) bonds
Source: RefSeq, a predicted model, not a curated record
CCUUUCAAUUGAAGUCUACUUUGACAUUUGCAACAAAAUCGCAGACUUCAUAGACGAAGCCUUCAACUUCAAUUCGCAAAGCGCCGUAAGAAAUCCACAAGUAUAAGGAGAGCGGAUAAGAUUGAGAAAGCGAUGGAGGCGCAGCGGACCAAAUCAGUUGCAGUAACUAUACUUCACAAUGCCACCAUCGUCACCAUGGACCCCGACGCCCGAGUCUUCCGCAACGGUGGGGUCGUCAUCGAGCGAGACGCAAUCGUAGCCGUCGGUCAAUCUUCCAAUAUUCUUCACCAGUUCUCUUCUCUCGCCCAUCAGAUUUUAGAUCUCAACGGCCAAAUCGUCCUCCCUGGAUUGAUCAACACGCACGUCCACACAUCUCAGCAGCUGGGAAGAGGGAUAGCCGAUGAUGUGGAUUUGAUGACUUGGUUGCACCAUCGGAUUUGGCCGUACGAGUCCAAUAUGAGCGAGGAAGAUUCAUAUAUUUCCACUCUGCUUUGUGGCAUUGAGCUCAUUCACUCUGGUGUUACUUGCUUUGCUGAAGCAGGAGGGCAACAUGCGUCAGGAAUGGCAAGGGCAGUGGAGUUACUGGGCUUAAGGGCAUGUUUGGCUGAAUCCAUCAUGGACGCGGGUGAUGGCUUGCCCGCUUCUUGGGCCGGUCGGAGCACCGAUGAUUGUAUCCAGUCUCAAAAAGAGCUUUACAAGAAGCACCAUAAUACGGGAGAUGGGCGCAUCAGAGUGUGGUUAGGAAUUAGGCAAAUUAUGAAUGCAACUGAUGGAUUACUACUUGCAACAAGAGAUACUGCCAAAGAACUGAAAACUGGCAUUCACAUGCAUGUUGCAGAGAUAGCAUAUGAGAAUCAAUUUGUGACAGAGACGAGAAAAGUUGACCAUGGAACAGUCACGCACUUAGAGAAGAUACAGUUUCUUCAGGACAAUUUGUUAGCGGCUCAUACAGUUUGGGUUAACCCUGCUGAGAUUGAUUGUCUUUCAAGGGGUAGGGUCAAAGUAUCUCACUGCCCCGCUGCUGCAAUGCGAAUGCUUGGAUUUGCACCUGUUAGAGAGAUGCUCGAUGCUGGCAUCUGUGUCUCUUUGGGAACAGAUGGGGCGCCCUCAAAUAAUAGAAUGAGCAUAGUUGAUGAGAUGUACCUGGCUUCUUUGAUUAACAAAGGACGGGAAGUUCAUACAAAUGGGACAACUGAGCUGGCGACUAUAAAUGGUGCAAAAUCAGUACUCUGGGAUGAUGAAAUUGGAUCCCUUGAGGUUGGGAAAAAGGCUGACUUGGUUGUUAUCAAUCCUUCCUCUUGGACCAUGGUUCCUCUCCAUGACAGCAUUUCCAGCCUCGUGUACUGUAUGCGAACUGAAAAUGUAGUGUCUGUAAUGUGCAAUGGUGAGUGGAUUAUGAAGGACAAGAAGAUUCUGAAUGUGGAUGAGGAAGAAGUUCUUUCAAAGGCGAAGCAUGCUUCGGCAGAACUUUUAAAACGGGCAGGCAUCAAAAUACCAAGCAGAAUGAAUUUUCUAUAAUGCUAGAACUGUAGAAACAGUGUUCUAAUUGCUGUUCUUCCUCAAAACCAACUGUUGCAUGAUUUUGAUAUUUGAUGUUAUAUUCUAUCAAAACCCACACAGACCUAAGUUAACAACCCAUGAUGUGAAAAUGUCACUUGAUCAAGUUCAACAUUAUUCCUCUAGUUUGUAUUAAUUAUUUUCUGAUCCAAA